Molecule: messenger RNA, 2069 nt
Organism: Sphaeramia orbicularis (orbiculate cardinalfish)
Lineage: Eukaryota; Metazoa; Chordata; Actinopteri; Kurtiformes; Apogonidae
Exons: 3
Coding region: 237-1061 (274 amino acids)
Source: RefSeq, a predicted model, not a curated record
GGGCAGGGUCUGAGUGUGUGACGUAGUGUGUUUGGGGAGUAUCCUGAGCUCCUGCCUGUAGUCAUUCACCCAGACUCUCACACACAGGAGGCAUUACUCACACACUGAGGGAAAGAGCAGCACAAGACAAGACUUCAGAAAAAAGGGCUGUGAAGUACCAGGUUGAGAGAAGUGAGGGUGAAAUUGAGGACAACGGGAGAAAAGUAAAACCAGACGUGAAUACAGAUAAAGAGAAGAUGACAAUCGGUAAGAACUCCAGGAAGAGCUCAGUGCGGAGCUCCAUCCGGGCCCCAAAGUUCCUAGACAAGUCCAAUGGGUUCUACGGUCGCCUUGAUGAGCCUGAGAUCCCCGUGGAGACAGAAGAGGUGAGGGCAACAGAGGUCGAAGAGAUGAAGGAUGAAAAAAGAAGCAGCCAAAAUUCUGUGAUGGACAUUUCAGGAGCAGAUGAUAGGGAAGAACCAGAAAUAUUUAAUGAAGGGACGAUUGAAGACGAUGGCGAGACUCUUCUUAGGAGGAAACCAAGCCGUCGCAACAGCAGGUGGAGAAGAAGCUCAAGGAGGAAACAGAAGGAAGCCAGAGCUGAGGACGACACAGGCAGAGACGGGAGGCUGAGCCAGGACACUGAGGACCAGGUGGACCCCCACGCUCUGGAGGACUCCAGGGCCAUAAUCCUGGUAGAGAUGGAGAAACUGAAGAAGAUGGAGGAAGAAAAUGAGAAGACGGGGAAAGAGAAGGAGUCUGCCCUUGUUCAUUUCCCAGUUCCAGAAGAAGCAGACGACCAGGUCCUCAUCAGGGACAAGAAGAGAGGACGGGUAGAGGAGGGAGAGGAGGAGAGGAGGAUGAAGAGGGAGCAAGAGGAGGGGAUGAAGGUUGUGAAGAGGAACACGAUGAAGAAUUACCGCAAGGCCUUGGACAGAGCGUUUCGUCGCGGCUGGGAAGCCUUCAUCACCAACCUGUACAGCGUCACUCUCACGCCUGUGACUCCAUCCUCACCUUCAUCUUCCUCACCUCUAUCAAAGAAGAAACAUCAGCACAACUCAGUGUUGGCUGAGUUUCAGUAGAAGAAGAAUGUGACAUGGACAGAAAACCCUAAACAUUUUUUAAUACAUGCGAUUCUGAUUAUGCACCGUCACUGAAUAGUACUGCACAAUGCUGUCUGUAUAAUUUUUAUUUUACCUUUAUUUAUGUUAUGUGCUGAGUUUUAAUCACUCAGCAUAAAUUUCAGUGCCUUUUCACAUCAUGAUAUGAAGAAACACUGCACAUGAUGAAAACAGCAGCAGGUUUGGCUAUUGAAGCUGAAGGAAACAAGCAGCUGAUUUGACAUUGAUGUCUAUGAGACUAGUCUGUCUUUAGGUGACUGAGUUCAACUCAUCCUGCUUCUCUUCUGAUGAUUUAUUCCAGAUUUUAUUAGUAACUAUCUUAGCUUCCCAAAUGCAGUCCACUGUUUAGAGCUUGGAGUAUGAAUCAUCUUUUCUUCCUUUAGUUUAACACGAUGAAACCACUAAAAUGUUGAUGUGUGACUGUAAGGAAUGGAAGAUUUCCACCAGCGAACGGCGAUGACGGAUCAGUGGACUUUUGCCCUGAAGAAAUUUACAUGUUUUCAUGUUAACCAGUGCCAUUUAUUAUGUUCUCACAGCUAAUUAUUAAUCAGAUGUGGUUAAUGAGAGCAGUCUUGACAGGAGUUUAAGUUCACUUUAUGUUCUGGUGAAGGUUUUUUAACCUGAGGACACAUGACGCAUGAGUCUAAUUGUAUUUGUUUAUGAAACAGAUAAAGAAAUGGAAAGAGGUUUUUUUUCUUGCAAGUUUUUGUCAAUUGUUACCACUGCAUUUACAAGUGCAGACAUUCCGACUGUAAUAAUUAAAAUAUUUAACUAAGAAAUAUAUUAAUUUAUUCACAUUUAAGUCACAACACAAUUAAGUAGGUAGUGUUUACAGCAGAUCUGCGAUAAUUCCUUCAAUCCAUUCUAUAUAUUGUUUUUUUAUCACUUCAAAUGUACUGUAUUUAAUAAUUCUUUAUGUUUUGACACCUCUUUGAACAGGUGCUGCAAAUAAACCCCCGUUGUCAUACA